AAAGAAGCUGCAGACCAAAAACAGUGGCCUGAAUCCAGCAGGGAGACGAAUAACGCUGUAAACAAACUCGAUCUCGGAUUAGAAAAGAAAAAAAAAGUUUUAAAAUGCCAAGUAAAAAGAAGAAAUACAACGCCAGAUUCCCUCCGGCAAGGAUUAAGAAGAUCAUGCAGACGGAUGAAGAAAUAGGCAAAGUUGCUGCUGCAGUUCCUGUCAUAAUAUCGCGGGCACUGGAACUCUUCCUGGAGUCUCUACUGACAAAAGCAUGCCACGUUACUCAAUCCCGCAACGCCAAAACCAUGACCACGUCACAUCUGAAACAGUGCAUCGAACUGGAGCAGCAGUUCGACUUCCUGAAGGAUCUGGUGGCCGCCGUCCCGGACAUGCAGGGAGAGGGGGACGAAAAUCACACAGAGGGAGCGGAGAGAAUCCCACGCAGAGGCCGAAAGCUCGGCUCAGGACGCAAGAACGGAGGAGCAGGAGCCAAAGGCAAAGACAAGAAGCUGUCAGGCACAGAGUCUGAACAAGAGGAUGACUCCGAGGACAGCGAGACAGAUGGAGACGAGGAGGACGUUCCUCAGCCCAACACGCACCAUCAGGAACCAUCCCAUUUUCACAGCCCAGACAUGCCCCCUCCGUACAUGCCCAUACCCGUGGGUGCCCCUCAGGCCGCUCUGUCCAUGCCCAUCGGCUCUUUCGGCUCACAGCCUUCAGUCAUGGGGAUGAUCCCGCCUCCGAACGCCACGGCGCCGCACAAAGAAGAACACGACGACGACGACGAAGACUACGACUCUUAGCUCCUCAACCUCACCCCGGUCGAACCAUUUUACAUUCGUUUUUCUUAAGUUUUUCUUGUUCGGCUGCAGAACGCAAACGGACGGGACGCGACAGAACUUAAACGGUUAACGUCCAGACACGGGUGAAGGGCGUUAGCAAGCCUGCAGCCACAGCUGAAGAAGAAGAAUGGGUUGUAUAUUAGCUCUGUGUUUUAAUUUCUUUUUUUAAGAAUUCUUAUUUUACUGUCCAGGUUAAAAGCGGACAAUUGGUUUAGGCUAUUUUUUAAAAAACAUAAAACAAAACAAACAAAAAAAAAAUUUUGUUGCAUUCUUGGCUCACAGUCUCUUUUUUGGAAUAUGUCCCUAAGCUCUUUUUAUUUAAUAAUUUUUUUUUUUUGUAAAUUAAAAACCCAUGCUAGUUAUUCCCUCUAGUCUUUUGCACAUUUUUUUUUUGUUUCUCUGUUAAGAUAGGCCGUGAUUCCUUUUUUUUUUUUUAUUAUUAUUUGUAAUUUUUUCCCCCCAACAGUCCGCCAAUUAGCGACUUUAAAAGCAUAGCACAAUUUUUUUUCCAUUCUUUGCUAUUUAAGUUUCAUUUGUGGUGUCACCGACACCUCAGAUCAAUCGUGGGGAAAUCCGGCUGCAACAAAGAUGAAGGACGUUCGCGGCGUUAAGGAAUGUGACGUGUAUGAAUUGGGAAAUGGCCUGACACAGUUAACUCUGGUCCAACAGCCUCGCAUUAAUGCUGUUAAUUCUGUCAGGCUUAUAUAGAGCUGUGGUGUGUGUGUUGUUUUUUUUUUUUUGUUUGUUUGUUUUUUGUUUUUGUUUUUUUUUUCCUUCCCUUAAACAAGACUCAGUUUUGUUUGUUUUUUUUUGUUGUUGUUUUUUUUUUUGGAACAUUUUAAAUAUAAACCAUGUUGUUCUCCAGUGUGGAUUUUAGUUUUGUUUCUUUCAAGGUUUUUUUUUUUUUUUUUUUUUUUUCUUUUUUUUAAUUUCUCUCUUUUGACCGAGUUGAACUCUAGGCUGAGAUCGAAAGGAUUAACUGUUUAAAAAAAAAAAAAAAGUCAAACUUGCACAAGACCGAAUCACAAACAGAAUCGUGAGCCACGUCCCCCUGUACAAACCGACCGGACAACCAAAUGCACAUUUAUAUCCACGCUAUUCAUCACCAUCUUGUAUCUUUUAAAUUGUUUUUAAUGUUCUCCAACGAGGCCCGUGACGAGCCAGAAACACUUCUAUCCUUCCCUCAUACAGUACCUUGUUUUUGUGGCUGUCUCUCUUCAGGUGUGUAAAAGUUUUGGCUGCUCCGAGGCUGUAUGUGAAACUUUUAACAUUCUUAUUAUUUUAUAUAAGUGAAAUAAAGUGCAAAUUUCGGUA
Tachysurus fulvidraco (yellow catfish) is the source of this 2147-nucleotide messenger RNA. RefSeq names its product DR1-associated protein 1 (negative cofactor 2 alpha) (gene drap1). The record is from RefSeq and is a predicted model, not a curated record. The transcript is spliced from 7 exons. Gene Ontology annotation, molecular function: protein heterodimerization activity; RNA polymerase II general transcription initiation factor activity; core promoter sequence-specific DNA binding. Gene Ontology annotation, cellular component: nucleus; negative cofactor 2 complex. NCBI's taxonomy places the organism in Eukaryota, Metazoa, Chordata, Actinopteri, Siluriformes, Bagridae. The coding region runs from base 105 to 794 and encodes 229 amino acids. Gene Ontology annotation, biological process: transcription by RNA polymerase II; negative regulation of transcription by RNA polymerase II; positive regulation of transcription by RNA polymerase II.